AAAAAGAGGAGCGAGAACCCUCAUAUACCUGAGGCGGACCGUGGAAGUCCCGCGACACGUCACGGCCCGCGCGCUUCACACUUUGGAAGAGACGCCACCGAGGAUAUUGCGUCACGAUCGCUCGCGAUGUGCAUCAAAAAUAGCCAGUUUGAGAGUGGGACGGUUUCCUGCGUGAUUUCUGUCCCACAGCAACUGCGGCGGCUUUAAAGCCUCGACCCCGCCCCUCCCCACUAUCACAUGAAUCUGGACUCACUCUGGAUGUGGAAAAAGUUUGGGGUCCGACCGGAUCGCUCUGACGAACUUUGGCUCUCCCCCCCGCUGUUCGCUGGUGAACUUUUGCGCCACAGCCUGGUGUGUGUCUUCCCUCUGUCUCCGGGCCCUGGGUCUGUUCCUGCAGGACGAGCGGGGACUCGGUCGGUCUUCUGCGUGAAGGUAUGCGCGAGGCAUGGACGCCGCCGUCCGCGCCUCGCCUCGCCUCGCCUCGACGUCUCGCCCCGAGCCUCUCUUUCAGCGUCACUUUACUCUGUCCGUGUGGGUUUGCGGGUCUUUCUGGUGAAGUUUGGCGCUGAGAGACGACACGCAAGUUCGGUGGGGGGAGGGGGCGGCGGGCUCCAGGGGUGUAAACAGUCCGCUCUAUUCUCGGCUCCGGUCUCAAUUCCAACCGUGUUCCCCUUUGUUUGUGCGGCGACGGUGCUUUUUUUGUUUCUUCUGGCAGGUUAAAGCGGCAGAAGUUGGGCGACAUGGACGCGCACCGCGGCGCGCCCCCGGCCGGCCAGCAGGUCGUGCACGUGCGCGGGGACUCGCAGACGGAGCUGGACGCGCUGUUCAGCGCCGUGAUUAACCCCAGCAAGGCCGCCGCGCAGCCCGCGCCCCUGCCCAUGAGGAUGAGGAAGCUCCCGGACUCCUUCUUCCGCCAGCCGGACCCCCGGGGCCACUCCAGACAAUCCAGCUCAGACGGCGGCGUGUGCGGCUCCCUCACCCCCCAUCACGUCCGGGCUCACUCCUCGCCGGCCUCUCUGCCCGUCAACUCUCUGUCCACUGUCCAGGCGGCCGAGGUGGCCUCCGCCCCCGUCAUCCCCGACGACAUCCCGCUGCCCCCCGGCUGGGAGAUGGCCAAGACCCCCACGGGCCAGUGCUACUUCCUCAAUCACCUGGAGAAGACAACCACCUGGCACGACCCCCGUCUGGCGCAGCUCCAGUCGGCCGCGGCUCAGCACCCCAUCCACGGCCACUCGCUCAGCAACCCGGCGGCGCCCACCUCCCCGCAGAGCAUCAACCCCGAGACAGCCCAGAAGCUCAACCCUGGGCUCCUCGGCAUGGCCAUGCAGCAGCGGCAGGAGAAGGAGCGGCUGCGCUGCAAACAGCAGAUGCAGCUCCCGCCACAGGACUCGGGGGUGAGGAGCCAGAUUCCUGGGGGGAUGGACCACGACAGGAACACGCACGUCCCGUCUCUGGACGUCAGGAUCAGAGGCCAGAACCACGAGCCCACGCUGAACGGAGCUCACUCUCGCAACGAGAGCACCGACAGCGGCCUGAGCGUCAGCAGCUUGCCGCGCACCUCCGACCACAUGCUGAGCUCCGUGGAGCACAUGGACACCGGUGACAGCAGCGAGCCCCCGCCCCCCAUGAGCCUGCAGGAACCCAUGCCGGUGCUGCCCAUGUCCGAGGGCGACGAGCUGAUGCCCUGCUUCCCUGAAGGCCUGAGCUCAGACCUCCUGAUGGACAUGGAGACGGUGCUCUCCGGGUCCCACAUGGACAGAGACAGCCUGCCCACGUGGCUAUAGACAGGAGGCGCUGGACCUCAGCUCACGUGAUGGACUCCUAACACUGAAGAGCCAAGUAAUCCCACACUAACAAUGGAGCAGUUUUAUCUAUGAAUAUAUACCUAUUUCCUUUUCUAUUUUAAGUCAAGCUGACCGAUGCACUCCACAAACACGAGCUCGACUCUCGAGCGCCAUCUGCAGCCACGCUUGUGGCCUGCAGUGUCACACCCCCGGAGGAAGCUCUGUGCUGCCAGAGUGGGAGCAGAAGGCUGCAGCACUAUCAACAGAGAGCCUCUCACUCCUGCCCCUUCUGUCUGCUCCCCAGAGAGCUUUGACAGCUCAGGCGGUGCAGGGCUCCUUUAAGAACUCUCUCUGUCCUUAUCUCGUCCUUAUCCAUAUUUACCAGAAGCGCCGGGAGACACGUAUUGAUGCCUCACUGGGAAAUUACUGGUGACGUGGCUUGAAGUCGGGGAACACCAGUGGCUUCCAUUGAGAGCGGCUGAAACACAUUUUUGAGUGUUUUCUUCAGACCAUCAAUGUUUCUAGACAAGCGCUGCUCAUGAAAGCGAAAGACAGGCCAGAACAAUAGUGAAAUGUUGAGACUCAAAACAAGUCCAGGUGAAACCAAAGCAUGGUGCGUGAAGCCUGUCACGGCGCCACAGUUGCCCCUGGAGUCUUGCUGAGGCCUUUAAGAUGAAGAAAGUUACUUCACUUCAUCAUGGCUGAUUCUCCUUUCUGAGGAAAUGAAACUCCUGCAUUUCCAUGUGCAAAGACUUGAAGCCUGUUUGCCAGUACUAACGGCAGAUGCUGUGACGCUGCCCUCUCUCCUAACUCCCCACCGACAGCAGUACUUCUUCCUUCUAACGCUCCUCUUAUGAAAGUAUGUACCCGCUGUGUAUUGUAUCUCCUGGAUUGUUUGUGCCGUGAUUUUAUUUUUCUCCCUGGAUUUGAGUCCUUGGACACCCGUUCCUGAGGCGUCGACGUGAAUCUUUCAGAAGAAGUUAAAUGAUCUCAUUUGUCGGACAUGAGUUCCAUCCGGUUGGUGACAGUGACAGUGCGGCUCCUGCGACACACUACCUAGUCAGUGACUAUUUAUCUCCGCAUGCAUGACACUCCAUUUAUAUGUUACCUAUAUUGUUGUUAUUCAGAGUUUGAAGGCAAUCAGCAUGAGCUUUAUACAAAGAGUUUUCAUUUUACUCCCACUUUUAUCAUUUUAUAAAGGAGUUUCUGUGUCAAUAAACCUUUCAAUACACGCGCCAUUGCACUUU
Messenger RNA from Synchiropus splendidus (mandarinfish), 3031 nucleotides. Its product is annotated as transcriptional coactivator YAP1-like. NCBI's taxonomy places the organism in Eukaryota, Metazoa, Chordata, Actinopteri, Syngnathiformes, Callionymidae. Gene Ontology annotation, molecular function: protein binding; transcription coactivator activity; transcription corepressor activity. The transcript is spliced from 7 exons. Gene Ontology annotation, cellular component: cytoplasm; nucleus. The record is from RefSeq and is a predicted model, not a curated record. Gene Ontology annotation, biological process: positive regulation of transcription by RNA polymerase II; hippo signaling. Bases 741 to 1784 code for a protein of 347 amino acids.